AUGACUUAUUUAGUGUCUUUACUGUUAAUAGCUUUAAUUAUUGGACUGGUUGCUGUGGCUUCUAAUCCUGCACCUUAUUUUGCCGCUUUGGGUUUAGUAGUGGCGGCAGGGGUUGGAUGCGGUGUGUUAAUUAGCCAUGGGGGGUCUUUUUUAUCAUUAGUUCUUUUUUUAAUUUACCUAGGAGGAAUGCUUGUAGUGUUUGCCUAUUCGGCAGCUCUGGCUGCUGAGCCUUUUCCGGAGUCUUGGGGUGACCGUUCUGUGCUUGGUUAUGUCUUGGUCUAUUUAGUUGGCGUGGGUCUAGUAAUGGGGGUAUUUUAUGAGGGAUGAUAUGAAGGUUCUUGGAUGGUAAUUGACUCUUUUAAGGAACUUUCCAUGUUGCGGGGGGAUAUUAGUGGUGUGGCUAUAAUAUAUUCUUCUGGAGGGGGUUUGUUAGUAAUUUGUGCGUGGGUGUUGCUUUUAACCCUAUUUGUGGUUUUGGAGCUGACUCGAGGGUUAAGCCGGGGCUCUCUUCGGGCAGUUUAA
Molecule: messenger RNA, 522 nt
Organism: Misgurnus anguillicaudatus (oriental weatherfish)
Lineage: Eukaryota; Metazoa; Chordata; Actinopteri; Cypriniformes; Cobitidae
Source: the annotation of a RefSeq genome assembly